Messenger RNA from Tremella mesenterica DSM 1558, 1491 nucleotides. RefSeq lists its product as uncharacterized. NCBI's taxonomy places the organism in Eukaryota, Fungi, Basidiomycota, Tremellomycetes, Tremellales, Tremellaceae. The record is from RefSeq and is a predicted model, not a curated record. The coding region runs from base 1 to 1491 and encodes 496 amino acids. The transcript has 5 exons.
AUGUCCACCCCAGAUCUCGAAGAAGGUAAAAAAGUAUUGGACAAAUUAUCCCAGAUCAAAGAUAAAACGGAGAAAGAACAAGCUAAAGCAAACCUUACGGAUCAAGAAAAAGCUGCUGUGAGAGCAUAUUCAGAAGCACAAGCAAAAGCAGCAAAAGCAGCCAAAGCAGCACAGAAAGCACAAGCAGCUAGCCAAUCCGGGAGUAAAGACGAACCCGAGUCCCAGCCCAACACCGCUAGCACCCAACCUACCGAGCAACCGUCGACGGCUGGGACUCAGGAAAGUGGGACAAAAAUGGAUAGUAGAAGAUCCAGUGUGGAGUCUAGCAGACCUGACACUGCCACGACGGAUGGUACGACUGCUACUAAUACUACCGAGGCGAGUACCAACACUCAGGCUAGUGCAACUACGAAUGCUUCGGAUGGAACGAAGAGAACCAGAACCUCGAGAGGGACAGCAACUGAACCACCUUCUUCUGCUGCACCUCCUUCUUCUGUACCCACGGCUUCGGCUGUUCCUUCACCCACUACGGCGAGAAGUUCCGCCACUAGUAGAAGAACGCCUACACCGACGAAUGGUGAUUUAUGGGACAAUGUGGAGAAGAUGAAGAAAGAGGUGGACGAGGAGUUCAGAAAGGAUGAAGAGAUGAGAGAAAAGUAUGGUUGGUUGAGAUAUUUGUCUCCUUCCACCUCCUCCCGUCAAACUCGAGCUUCCACCCAGGCAUUCCUACCUGACGUCGACCCCGAACUUCUCAUGCGUCAAACGAAAAGAAUGAGAAUUACUUCCCAAAUUCCUGGUACUACCCAGACUUCCACGGUUGACGCUUCUCGAAGGGCUCUCGACACCAUUAAGGAUCGAUAUCAAUCCGGUCCUUCUCGCGAUCAACAAUCGUCCCAUCUUGAUGACCAGGUCAUCGAGCAAUAUUUCGACUUCGAAGGGGGUGCUGGGCCAUCUACCGUCGUCGAAAAUGAAAAUUCUCCCGGUAAGCAACCCACUGGUCCUCCUUCUGAGGCUUCCGACGAACUUGUGGAGGUUCCCGAAGAACUUGGUGACAUCUUUCACGCCCCUCGCAAGGUUACCGUCAACCAGGAACUGGUUAAGUUGCUCGAGGAUCGAAAAGACUCCGAAAUCGCUACCCUUUGGGCCAGCAUGACCUUCCCCUCUGUUCGUCUCGCGUUGAAGAACGAAGCUCUGGACCGUUUCCGCGAAACCAACGCCAUCAAGCCCACUGUAAAGUGGUUUAAGAACGCUCUCGAUCGUUUGGCCCAAGGUUGGCGCCUCCGCAACAAAAAUGGUGCUGUUGUUCGGCUAGAGGGUGAGCUCUGUACCGAUUGUCAACGUCGUCUCGAUGGUGGCGAAGACUUUCGUGUUGGUUGUAUUGGCCCUCGGUAUUGUUGUGGGAGCAAGAACGGUCACUUCCAAGGUUACUUUUGUCCUGGAGCACGAGCUUUGUGCGGCUUCGGUCCGCUAUCGAUCCCUUCCUGCCCAUGA